Acipenser ruthenus (sterlet) is the source of this 960-nucleotide messenger RNA. Its product is annotated as taste receptor type 2 member 40-like. Bases 1 to 960 code for a protein of 319 amino acids. The transcript has a single exon. Gene Ontology annotation, cellular component: membrane. Gene Ontology annotation, molecular function: G protein-coupled receptor activity. The record is from RefSeq and is a predicted model, not a curated record. Gene Ontology annotation, biological process: G protein-coupled receptor signaling pathway; sensory perception of taste. Lineage: Eukaryota; Metazoa; Chordata; Actinopteri; Acipenseriformes; Acipenseridae.
AUGCAAUCAACUGGAGCUGUAAUACUAACAUUCAUCAGCGGAGCUCUGCUGGUGUUUGGAGUGCUGUGGAAUCUCUUCAAUCUUGUCAUGACCGUCCAGCUGCAGAGGAAAAGCAAAAGUUAUCAGACACUUGAAUUCAUAAUUUCAUGCACCUCACUCUCCAAUAUGAUCUUGGACUUGUCAACGAUUUACAGUCUAUAUUUGUAUGAGUUUAAAAUCUACUGCACUACCGACAUGGGAAGAGUCAUGCCAGUGGUCUUCUUCAUCUUGUUCAUUGCCAGCGCUUCAAGUUUCUGGUCCAUUGCUUGGCUUUGUGUCUUCUACUGUGUGAAGAUCAUCAGCCUACCAGCCACUCUCUUCAUCAAGCUCAAGAGGAAUAUCUCGCUGGUUGUCAACGGGGCUCUCAUCCUCUCUGUGUUCUUCUGCUUCGUCUUGUUCUGCCCAUUUUUGUAUCUUAUUCCAAUAAUGCCAGCAAACGCUACUGCUAACAACACUUACAACAUCAACAACACCCUGGGCACGCCAUGCACCAAACCUGCUUUCAGUUUCCCAGAGACUUUUGCCAGAGAUUUGUACUUUUUUAUCUUUGUGUUAUUUCUAUGUCCCAUCCCCCUCAUAAUCAUGGUGACCACCAGCAGCCAGCUUGUGGUCCAUCUCUACAAACACACCCAGCAAAUGAAAAGAAACCAGAACGAGUUCCAGAGCAGAAACUCCUACCUACUGAUCUGCAAAAUGAUCAUGUCCCUGGUGGUAGUGUAUCUGUUCACCAUCACGCUGGCGUUCGUUUACCUCCUUACUCAUGGAAAAAAAGAACAUAUGUCUGACAAGUCCCUUUUUUUAGAUAUGGCCUUCUACUGUGCAGCAACGGGAGUUCUGUUGACGGCCACUAACAAGAAUCUGAAGGAGAAACUUAUGUCUGUGUCCUGUUGUGGAAAAAUACAGCAGCAGAGUGAGCCAUAA